AUGUCUAAGUCACGGUCAGCCACACCAGUUCCUAACCUUCCAAUUAAUACUCCUCCUACACCGAAGCCUUCGACCUCACGACUUGAAUCAAACGAAACCGUUCCCUACCUUACACCAACUACAGAACACCCCAGAGGACGAUAUACACCUCCAUCAUACCCAUCACCAUCCCUUCAACAGCAUCGCGAGGCUCAGAGCAGCACCUCCACGAGACGCCGAGCGGACAGUUCACCAGACGAACCAAGUCCCAAACGAAGAAAGAAAAUGACAAGCAGAGACGCUAAAUCCUCCUCGACGCGAUCGAGUCCGUCGACUGACUCUCAAGAUGAACUCGCCGAUGCGGACCACGAUGCCACCGCCCAUGAGCAAAGCACAGAAGCCCAACCCGCAGCUCCAGUGAGGAAGAAGAGGACUCGCACGCUGACCACACCUCAUCAAUCAAGCGUCCUUCAUGCUUUACUGGCGCAGUCCCGCUUCCCGACGACAGCAAUGCGUGAGGAGGUCGGUCGAGCAAUUGGGUUGAGUGCCCGCAAAGUCCAGAAUCAACGCCAAAAGGCACGGCGCCCUAGAAGCCAGAGCGACGCUCCGCCGGCGCAGCCUGCGCAGUAUGAACCGUAUGCCAACGUCCCGGAGCGAUUUCUUUACAAUCCAGAAGCUACUUUUGCCUCGCAGGGACGGGCUAGUGGUGUGAGCCCACACCGUUCAGACACACACGCCAGUCAGACUGGGCUCCCUGUUCCACUCGGAGAGUCAGAACUUCGCGUCCCCCACGAAUAUGGCUGGCCAAUGACGCAGCGCCCCUCAAUGGAUAAUCCCUACCCUCACCUCCAUGGAACACGUCCUCCCACACCAGGGAGUUCCACCUCACGGCUGAGAUCAAGCACGGCCAUCGCCGACCCGAGGUCGCAAGGUUUCUCCCGAACACUACCGCCGUUAACCAGCAGGGCUCCCCCGAUGUCUUCAGGCUAUGUACCUUCUGCCAGGACGAGCGUUUUACCUCCGAUGACCCACUCAGCACCGCCAACGGCGGUCGCCUCUGAAUAUCGGAGUUCAGUGUCUCCCGAUCCACAGGUGGUCGACCGCUCCCAGGACUACCAGGUUCGAGUCGGGUUGAACAUUCCCCCUCCAUUUACGUUGCAACCUCCGCCUCAGUGGGAUCCGUCGGCUCUGGCUCCCCGUCCCAGCACUUCGUCAUGGUCACGCCCCGCCAAUCGUACUAUUGAGACGCUUCCACCGUACGUGUCACCACAAAGGCCCCUGCAACUCCGACCAGAUGAUGAUGACCCCGGUCUUGACCCCCCUCCACGUCGCCGUUCUGGCCGUUAUGAUCCCAUUCGCGAUAACCAGUCCUGA
Pleurotus ostreatus (oyster mushroom) is the source of this 1353-nucleotide messenger RNA. RefSeq lists its product as uncharacterized. The coding region runs from base 1 to 1353 and encodes 450 amino acids. Gene Ontology annotation, molecular function: DNA-binding transcription factor activity, RNA polymerase II-specific; sequence-specific double-stranded DNA binding. Lineage: Eukaryota; Fungi; Basidiomycota; Agaricomycetes; Agaricales; Pleurotaceae. The transcript is spliced from 5 exons. Gene Ontology annotation, biological process: regulation of transcription by RNA polymerase II. The record is from RefSeq and is a predicted model, not a curated record. Gene Ontology annotation, cellular component: nucleus.